AUAAUUUUACUCAACAUUAGUUUCCUCUUCCGUUUCAGUGUAAAAGUACGGUUUGCGGUUUGUUGCUCUUGUUUACGAUUUUGUAGUCUUUAAAUAUACUUUAAAUAUAUUAAUUAAUCAUGCCUCCAAAAGUUGAUCCAUCAGAAAUCAAAAUCGUUUACCUGCGAGCUGUCGGAGGUGAAGUUGGAGCUACCUCAUCACUUGCUCCAAAAAUCGGUCCUCUCGGUUUAUCACCUAAAAAGGUUGGUGACGAUAUUGCUAAAGCAACCGCCGAAUGGAAGGGACUUAAAGUUACUGUUAAACUGACCAUUCAAAACAGGCAAGCCACUAUUGACGUUGUACCCAGUGCUGCUAGUUUAAUUAUUCGUGCUCUUAAAGAACCACCCAGGGAUCGUAAAAAGGUCAAAAAUGUGAAACACAGCGGUAAUUUAUCUUUUGACGAUAUCCUGACUAUUGCACGAGCCAUGAGGAAUAGAAGUAUGGCUAAACAAUUGGAAGGAACCGUAAAAGAAAUUCUUGGUACAUGUCAGAGUGUAGGUUGCUCUGUAGAAGGAAUGCAUCCACAUACUCUUAUUGAAAAGAUUGAUAACAAAGAAAUGGAAGUGCCACUGGAAUAAGUUUGGUUGAUUCCAUGAAUAGUUUCCGACUGUUUUUCAAAUGUCUAAAUUAAUAAAAAAGAGUAAAAAAAGUGAAA
This is a messenger RNA of Tetranychus urticae (two-spotted spider mite), 694 nucleotides long. RefSeq names its product ribosomal protein L12 (gene RpL12). Gene Ontology annotation, molecular function: structural constituent of ribosome; large ribosomal subunit rRNA binding. Gene Ontology annotation, cellular component: cytosolic large ribosomal subunit; ribosome. NCBI's taxonomy places the organism in Eukaryota, Metazoa, Arthropoda, Arachnida, Trombidiformes, Tetranychidae. The record is from RefSeq and is a predicted model, not a curated record. Gene Ontology annotation, biological process: translation.